Scleropages formosus (Asian bonytongue) is the source of this 3045-nucleotide messenger RNA. It is a transcript of the gene myo3b, whose product is annotated as myosin IIIB. The coding region runs from base 137 to 2944 and encodes 935 amino acids. Gene Ontology annotation, cellular component: filopodium tip; stereocilium tip; myosin complex. Gene Ontology annotation, molecular function: microfilament motor activity; protein binding; protein serine/threonine kinase activity. The record is from RefSeq and is a predicted model, not a curated record. The transcript has 24 exons. Lineage: Eukaryota; Metazoa; Chordata; Actinopteri; Osteoglossiformes; Osteoglossidae. Gene Ontology annotation, biological process: regulation of actin filament length; sensory perception of sound; peptidyl-serine phosphorylation.
CUUGAACUUGGUGUCCACAAACCUAGUUUUGCAAGUUAGAGACUCAGUUGGAAGACUUCUGUGAAUUCAUUUGCAUUAUUCUCUUGCAGAUUUUUAUGCCUUUUCUUAGAGAAUGUCAAGUUAAAUCUAUGUCCAUAUGAAUGAAGGCUACUGUGCUUUCUUCUGUGAAUUUACUAAUCAUUCCCAGUUCUCGAAGCUGUACCAUGGAGUGAAGCGCUCGACAAAUCCCCCUCAUAUCUUUGCCACAGCUGAUGCAGCGUAUCAAGGCAUGGUGACCUUCUGCAAGGAUCAGUGCAUCAUCAUCAGUGGAGAGAGUGGUGCUGGGAAGACGGAGAGUGCCCACCUGAUUGUCCAGCACCUUACCUUCCUGGGAAAGGCUAACAAUCGGACACUCCGAGAGAAGAUCCUUCAAGUGAAUCCCUUGGUGGAGGCCUUUGGAAAUGCCUGCACAGCCAUCAACGAUAACUCCAGCCGCUUUGGGAAGUACCUGGAGAUGAAGUUCACCCCUACAGGGGCCGUUAUGGGGGCAAAGAUCUCUGAAUACCUGCUGGAGAAAUCGAGGGUCAUCAAGCAGGCUACAGGUGAAAAGAACUUCCACAUAUUUUACUAUAUCUACGCUGGCCUUUACCAUCAGGAGCAACUCAAGGAAUACAAACUCCCAGAGAAGACUCCCCCCAGGUAUAUUGACAACGAACAUGGAAAAGUGAUGCAAGACAUUGUCUCCAGAAAGCUGUACAAGGAGCAGUUUGAUGCCAUUCAGGACUGUUUCCGUAUCAUUGGAUUCACAGAGGAGGAGGUGAAUUCUGUGUUCAAGAUCCUCUCAGCCAUCUUGAACACAGGAAAUAUUGAGUUCGCUGCCAUUACAUCCCAACACCAGACUGAUAAAAGUGAAGUGCCGAACUCUGAAGCCCUAGAAAAUGCUGCUGCGCUUCUAAGCAUUGGCCCAGAAGAACUCCAGGAGGCGUUGACAUCCCACUGCGUGGUGACUCGAGGCGAGACCAUAAUUCGCAGCAACACAGUAGACAAGGCGUCUGACGUGCGAGACGCAAUGUCCAAAGCCCUCUACGGACGUCUCUUCAGCUGGAUUGUGAACCGCAUCAAUGCCUUGUUGCAACCUGACAAGAACAUCUGUGCUGUAGAGAGUGGGAUGAACGUGGGCAUCCUGGACAUCUUUGGUUUUGAGAACUUCAGGGAAAACUCAUUUGAGCAGCUGUGCAUCAACAUUGCCAAUGAACAGAUCCAGUUUUAUUUUAAUCAGCACAUCUUUGCACUUGAACAGAUUGAGUACGAGAGUGAGGGUAUCGAUGCCAGCCUAGUGCAGUAUGAGGACAACCGGUCCAUCCUGGACAUGUUCCUGCAGAAGCCCAUGGGCUUGCUGUCUCUGCUGGAUGAGGAGAGUCGCUUCCCCCAGGCCACAGACCAGACGCUUGUGGAUAAGUUUGAGGACAAUCUGCACUGCAAGUACUUCUGGAGGCCAAAGCGUGUUGAGCUUUGUUUUGGAAUUCAGCAUUAUGCAGGAAAGGUCUUGUACAACGUACAUGGUUUUCUGGAGAAGAAUCGGGACACCCUGCCAGCAGACAUUGUCGUGGUGCUGAGAACUUCAGAGAACAAGCUGCUUCAGCAGCUGUUUUCAAGUCCCUUGACCAAGACUGGUAAUCUGGCCACAUCACGAGCGAGGGUGACCGCAGCCUCAAGGUCGCUGCCAUCGCAGCUGUCCUCAGGACGUGCCAAGAUGGACACCAUGGAAAUGAUGCGACACCCUGAGGAAACCACCAACAUGCGGAGACAGACUGUGGCCUCCUACUUCCGUCACUCACUGAUGGACCUCCUUUCCAAAAUGGUUGUGGGACAGCCCCAUUUUGUGCGCUGUAUAAAGCCCAAUGAUGACAGGCAGGCACUGCGCUUCUGUAAGGAGCGGGUGAUGGUACAACUGCGCUACACUGGGAUCCUGGAGACGGUCAGCAUCCGCCAGCAAGGAUACUCCCAUCGCAUCCUUUAUGAAGACUUUGUGAACAGGUAUUAUUAUUUGGCGUUCCGUGCACACCAGAUGCCCGAUGCCAACAGAGAGAACACCAUCACCAUUCUGGAAAGGGCUAAACUAGAGAACUGGGUUCUUGGCAAGACCAAGGUCUUCCUGAAGUACUACCAUGUGGAGCAGCUGAACCUCCUGCUGCGAGAGGUGAUUGCCCGGGUAGUGCUUAUGCAGGCCUACACCAAGGGCUGGCUAGGGGCACGUCGCUACCACCGGGAGCGGGUGAGACGGUCUCUCAGUGCUACUGUCAUUCAGUCAGCCUGGAGGGGUUAUGUUGUCCGUCAGAAUCUCCAGCUAGUCAGAAAGCAGAGGGAGGAGGCUGCCAUCCGCAUACAAUCAGUUUACAGAGGGCACCGUGUUCGUAAGGGCUUCGCAGCACGGAGGGAAAGUGCUGGUCCUGCUCAGGAUCCCCAUUCAAAACCCAGUGGCAGUGACUACAAGGAUGAGGGAUGUGACAUAACCUACAAGAGUGACUCUCCUAGUGGUUAUCAGCAAAAGAGCGUGGGAAAGGUCAACCCUGGCGGUCAGCACAGGUUGGUUGAAGACAGAGGCCAGGAUAAAGGCGGAACAGAUGGCAGCGUAAAGCAUGCUGGGGAAACUGUGCAAACACAGGACACUCAUUGUACACAAGGUCAAACGCUCAAGUGUCAGCAGCGCCUCCCGCGCCGGCGGGGGCAGCAACCCAAGCUGCUCAACAGCCCCGAGGACAGCCUGUACUACAACCAGCUCAGUAGGACUCUGGAUUGCCAGGGGAGCAAGAGGAAGCCCAGAAAACUUGGCCAAAUCAAAGUGCUGGACGGAGAGGAUGAGUACUACAAAUUACUGUCAGCUGUGGAUUCCAUCCCUGAGGAAAGCAGUACCAUUGGCCCCCCUCCCACCAUGUCAAGAGGGCCAGUCGUCACUCAGAGCUGAGACUAACAGCUCCUGUCAGCCAAUUGCCUUCUUUGAACCUGCAUCCGUCGGCCGGGAUAGAUGUAUUUUACAUGAAACUGCAGCCUGAUCUCCAGCGGAAC